UGUGUGUGUGUGUGAUUUGUGUGUGUGUUCGCCUCGCGGUAUCGUCGGUGACAUUCAGGGUGAGCUCUUCUCCCAAAGAUGUCUGACGCUGGAACCCCCCCUCCCCGCUCGGGGCCUGUGCAAUUUUUGUUGAGUAACAAGCUUGAGACUGCAAUGUGGCUGUCGCGACUCGUCACAGUCUAUUGCUCCGUCAUGUUCAUCCUACCGUUCUUGGGACCCCACGCAGCAGCCAACUUUUACCAGCGCGCCCUGUUGGCCAAUGCUCUCACUAGUGCCCUACGGCUGCACCAGAGGCUUCCCCACUUCCAGCUGAGUAGAGCUUUCCUAACCCAGGCUCUGCAGGAGGACAGCUGUCAUUAUCUGCUUUAUUCCCUCAUCCUGGUCAACUCCUACCCCAUCACAAUGAGCAUCUUUCCUGUCUUCCUCUUCUCUUUGCUUCAUGCAACCACCUACACAAAGAAGGUCCUUGAUUCUGUGGGUCCCAACAGCCUGCCUUUCAUCAGAAACUUCCUGGAAAAACUCACGUCCAAUCAGCAGAACAUCCUGAAGUUCAUUGCUUGUAAUGAGAUCUUCCUGAUGCCAGCCACCCUUUUCAUGCUGUUCAGUGGCCAGGGAAGUCUUCUUCAGCCAUUUAUUUACUAUCGAUUCCUCACUCUCCGCUAUGCUUCUAGAAGAAACCCAUAUUGCCGCACCUUGUUCACAGAGCUGCGGAUUCUUUUAGAGCACUUCAUCAUGAAGCCCACCUGCCCCGCCUUCUUCAGGAGGAUGUGCCUCAGCAGCAUCGCCUUCAUCAGCCGCCUGGCGCCCACGGGCGUCUGACUCCACGCCUCCUCCCAAAACUCCCAUUUGGUUUGGUUUCCUCCUCUUUGCAUUUCUCACUGUGAGGGUUUUUGUUUUUGUUUUUUUAGGGGUGGGGGGACUUCAACAGGAGGAGCUGUUUUUUGAAUGUGAAAAUCACAGCUUGUGCUCCUGCUUUUCUCUUUGACGGUAGAGGACCAGUCUGAGAUGCACUAAGACUACUACGAUGCUGUUUUGUUCUACUUUAACAGUCAGACAUACCCCCUCAUCACCCAACACACACACACACACAAGCACUCUUCAGUUCAUUGAGAGGAGGACUCGGUGGCGAGGAUUGACCCCAUGCUACCAUGGUGUCUGGUCUUUUCUUUGUGUGACCUUAUUUAUUCAUUGACAAGAAAAUCGCUUACCUUAUCACAAAAAUAACUUUCUGAGAUUAGUAAUAUAAAUAAAAUGUUCUAUACAUAGUUACGGAUAUUCUUUUUUUUAUAUGUGCUUUUUCAAAGCAACAUAGAUGGAAGAUGGGUUUUGUGUGUCGUUUCUACAUAACACCCAUUCCUUUUUUUUAUGUGUGAAGCGUUGGACAUUAUGAUUUGUCUUAACCUUUGUUUUUAAAUCCAAACAUGUUGUAUGUCAGGAGCGGCUAGCCAUGUGCCGUGGAGAGCCGUGUGUGUGCAGGCUUUCACUACAGUCAUUUAGCCGACGCUUUUAUCCAAAAGCGACUUACAAUAAUUACGUCACAUUACAAUCAUUUAGCCGACGCUUUUGCUGGUGGCCCCGGGCUCCCCCUCCGGAGCACCAUAUCGAUACAGUCCAGCUGGACUCCACACCAGGUGAUUUCACCGAUGAGCAACACUUCAGCCAAAGAGGACGGCUGUGUCGGUGAAAUGAUCUGGUGUGGAGUCAGGUGGGAACGACAACCUGCACACACAUGGCUCUCCAGGGCACAUGGCUAGCCACCCCUGUUAUAUGCCAUUAACUCGUUUCUUAAAAAAAACAGAAAUUGGUAGGUUUUUUUUUUUAAUGUUUUUGUCACAGUGGCUGAAGAAUUGAGAAACAAGAUUCUCUGCUGUAUUUUAAAGAUGAUGUUCAUGCACAAGGUGUUUCACUGUAGGGUUUAUAGUUGAAGUGAAUUGCGUAAUGCAAUUGCAGUAAGUAGGAAAUGGUGCUGCUUUCAAUUGCAUUGCUGCAUCCUGUUCUUGUCGUUUUCAUAUUUGGAAAACAUCUUUAAUUUGCAUCCAAUUCAGCUAAAUUGUGUCUUGGUAGUUUUACAGUCUCCUGCAUGUCUUGAUUUCUGCCAUGUUAAAUGUAUUAUUUGCCUAGAAAAUCAUUUGUUGAACAAAAAUGAAAUGAUCCCUUAAUUAAACCAAUAAAAUACUGAAGAAAACAAUUUAUGGCCAUGUAUGCUGAGACAUUUUUGAGAUUUCCCAUCUUGGGUUUGCUGUUAACCCUUUUAAUCUGGUUUUAACUAUGCAAAAGCAUUAAAUAACUGCAAGUAACUUUUGAACAAAGCGUGCCAAAACUGUUCCAUUUGAAGUGUUUCACCACGAAGCAGCGCUUGCCCCUAAGAGCGACGUAGUUUACGUUGUAAUCAACCUAAAUCAUGAUGACGAUGAAACGACUUCAAAAUAACCAAAUCCAGAGAAAUUACUUGAAAGAAAGCCAGCUGGGGAAAGACCCCCACAUUAAACAAUAUUCACUUCUGUGGUCAAAGGAAAACAAAGCAAGACGUUAUGGUGAAUCUUGAACUCAUGUCUUCAGGUAUCCUUCUAAAAUUCCAGCAGAAGAAUAUUCGGGUCCCAGUGCGAGGAACCUUACUAAAGUCCAUGACGGAAUUAAAAAUGACCCUUCUUCAAAAUAAAAUUUGUUUCUACAGGAAAAUGUUGGGUUUUCAUUGGUAUUAUGACGCUUUUUUUAUGAUUAUUCAAAGUAAAGAUUAU
This is a messenger RNA of Lampris incognitus (smalleye Pacific opah), 2738 nucleotides long. RefSeq names its product transmembrane protein 33 (gene tmem33). Bases 79 to 819 code for a protein of 246 amino acids. The transcript has 8 exons. Gene Ontology annotation, cellular component: endoplasmic reticulum; membrane. The record is from RefSeq and is a predicted model, not a curated record. Gene Ontology annotation, biological process: endoplasmic reticulum tubular network organization; membrane organization. Lineage: Eukaryota; Metazoa; Chordata; Actinopteri; Lampriformes; Lampridae.